Amphiprion ocellaris (clown anemonefish) is the source of this 9673-nucleotide messenger RNA. It is a transcript of the gene eps8a, whose product is annotated as epidermal growth factor receptor pathway substrate 8a. The coding region runs from base 358 to 2868 and encodes 836 amino acids. Gene Ontology annotation, biological process: regulation of Rho protein signal transduction; Rho protein signal transduction; positive regulation of ruffle assembly. The transcript has 26 exons. Gene Ontology annotation, molecular function: actin binding. NCBI's taxonomy places the organism in Eukaryota, Metazoa, Chordata, Actinopteri, Pomacentridae. The record is from RefSeq and is a predicted model, not a curated record. Gene Ontology annotation, cellular component: ruffle membrane; vesicle; plasma membrane.
AGCCUUCUGCCGUUAAAUCGGUCUAGUGGGUUCAUUAGUACCGAGCCGCUGAAGUAGCUGCAUUCGAGCAGGAGCUCCGAGCGUCGGGUCUAAGGUUGAAGAGGGGCCGCUGGUCGGAGCCAUGUUGGUGUAACCGGAGGACCGUUGAUGAAGCGGCGGCUGCAGCUCUGAUCAGUUCCUGGUGAGUCUCUGUGGGUUUUUCCUCCUUGCUCGUGGCCUCGCAGGUCAUUCCUCCAGCAGCUGGAGGUCUGCAGUCUUGUUGUCAUGGAGCUUAAAAUGGAGUCCUGCUGAAUAAAACAUGGAGUCCUGGGAAAAGUAAUCACACACUGUACUUGCGACUGUCCACUGUGAAGCAGCAUGAACGGAUAUGAAACUCCAGCUCUGGCCUCUGGCACCUUCAGCUCCUACAGCUCCAAUGUCAAUGGCCACAGCUCUUCAUCUCCGGAGCCUCAGAGACAGAAAGCCAAGUCCAGUGCCAAAACUCUGUACGAACAAAGAAAAAGCUACACCAAGGCCAGUAUCAACAGCCUGACGGACACGUCGCAGUACCAUGUGGAGCAUCUCACCACCUUCGUGUUGGACCGUAAGGACGGGAUGAUCUCGGUGGACGAUGGGAUCAGACGUCUGCGGCUGCUGGACGCUAAAGGGAAGGUCUGGACCCAGGAGGUUCUGCUGCAGGUGGAGGAAAAGACGGUCAGCCUGGUGGACCUGGAGACUAAGAACGAGCUGGAGAACUUCCCCAUCUCCUCCAUCCAGCACUGCCAGGCCGUGAUGAACGCCUGCAGCUACGACUCCAUCCUGGCUCUGGUGUGUAAAGAAUCGGGUCAAACCAAACCGGACCUGCAUCUGUUCCAGUGCGACGACAUCAAAGCGAAUCUGAUCCACGCAGACGUAGAAAGUGCCAUGAUCGAUGCCAAAGGAGGCAAAGUGAAGAAGCGGCCGGAGGCUCUGAAGAUGAUCCUGAAGAGCAAUUGCGCCAUCCCCCCUCCCCCUGCUGCCCCCGCCCCCGAACCGCCUUCGUCGACCAAUCCGGUGGACGUAAAGAGCCGAGCGGCAGCCUGGUCGGCGUGGACUAAUGAGCAGCAAGACUUUCUGGUUCCGGCUACAGACGAGCGGCAGCGGCAGCUCUCGGGGGACGGUGGUCCGGUGGAGAUGACGGCGACCCGGGUGGACGGAGACGUGCAAAUCCUGAACCACAUCCUGGACGACAUCGAGUUCUUCGUCACCCAGCUUCAGAAGGCUGCCGAGGCUUUCAACGAGCUCUCCAGGAGGAAGAAGGCCAAGAAAGGCAAGAAGAAAGGUCCGGGAGAGGGCGUCCUGACACUGAGAUCCAAACCUCCCAGUGAGGAUGAGUUCGUGGACUGUCUGCAGAAGUUCAAACAUGCCUUCAACCAGCUGGGGAAGCUGAAGGAACACAUCCAGAACCCGAGUGCCGUGGAUCUGGUCCACUUCCUGUUCACUCCUCUGAAGAUGGUGAUCCAGAUGUCCGGCAGCGUGGAUCUGGCUCGUAGCGUCGUGGUUCCACUGCUGACCAGAGAAACCAUCGAGUUCCUUCACGCUGCUACGACGGCCGAGGAGAGACACCUGUGGGUCGCCCUGGGAGACGGAUGGACCAAGUGCAGGCUGGAGUGGCCGAAGGACUACUACUUCCCUCCUUCGGUGCUGAAGUUCCGUGACGGUUGGGAACCUACGCUGGUUCCGGGGGUGACUAGAGAACAGGAACUGGCUCAGCUGGCCGAGAGUCCGUCCAACACCGACAUCCAAAGAACCGAAGAUCUGACGAUGCGACUCGGUCAGGAGGUGGCGCUGCAGAGGUUCCCUCCAGCAGACGGGUACGACUUCUCCUCCUCCAAACGGAUCCAGAUCCUGGAUCAGGACACGGCUGUAGCUGCUUUCAAACACGCCAUCAGCCGACGUGUUGACCGCUUCGAUGACGAUGGCCGGGCGCUGCAGAAACUUUUUGCCAAAUGUAAAUACGACUUUGUGGCGAGAAACAACACAGAAUUGUCUGUUCUCAAAGACGACGUGGUUGAGGUUCUGGACGACAGGAAGCAGUGGUGGAAGGUCCGUAACAUGAUGGGAUCGAGCGGCUACGUGCCAAACAACAUCCUGGAGAUCACCAAAGCUGUGGACCUGAGCGGCCGAGGAGAACCCAUCUACAGCCACACAAUCCAGCUCAUGAUGCCAAAGAAGGAGUUUGAGUUGUUUAAGCAACUUCUGGGAGAACUCAACGAGAAACAAACCACCAGAACCGACUUCCUGCCCAGUAAACCCGCCGCCACGCCGAUGCCCCCAGCCCCCGCCCCACCUCCGGCUCCUGCCAUGCCGCCAAUGCCGCCGCUGCCGCCACCAGCCGCCGAACCCACCAAGAUCACCCGAAAGAACAGCAACACGUCCAGCGACAACAGCAGCGUCACCUUGAGGGAGAACAGCGGCCAGAAACCUGCCGUCAGCCGUCGGAAGUCCAACAUGGAGGAGGUCCAGGACGAGCUGAUGACCAGACUGACAUUGGGUCGGAGUGCCCAGAAGAAGUUCCAGAUUCCUUCUCGCAGCAGCAGCCUGCAGACCAUCAGCAUCACCUACGACUCGUCUCCAGACCAAGUCAGGACCUGGUUGGAAGCCAAAGCCUUCAGUCCAGUGACCAUCACCAGUCUCGGUGUUUUAACUGGAGCUCAGCUGUUUUCUCUCAACAAGGAGGAGCUGAAGACAGUUUGUCCCGACGAUGGAGCUCGAGUCUUCAGUCAGGUGGCCGUCCAGAAGGCGGCGCUGGAGAAGAGUUCAGGCUCUGAGCUCCAGGAGAUCAUGAGGAGGCGACAGGAGAAACUGGCUGCCGAUUCGGGCAUUGAGUCUUUUGACGAAGGCCGCUGAGCUCCUCCUUCCUCUUCCUCUGUUUGUCCAGGCGGCCACCAACUACCAAGAGUUCCUGCACAUCAUGAAGCGGCGCCAGGAGCAGCUCAGCUCGUCUCCGUAGAAUCUCCAGUAGAACUUCCAGACCUCCAGUAGAACCUCCUGCCACGUUUGCCUGAAGAAGUUCACUCUUUGGGAACUUUAUGUUGUUGGUUUUUUUUUUACCGUGAAGAGAAGAGAAGCUGCUCAGAAGCUGGAUUCCAAAGUUAAACCUCUCAGUAUUAAAGUCGGGACGGAGGUCCGAGUCUGUCGGGUUCCAUCGGCGCCGUCAGUCACAGAACAAAGAAAAAAAACUGGACAAACUGAACUUCCUGCAUCCGAAGAUCUUCAGAAAAGUUCACCAUCUGGAUCUGGUUCCAACAAAUGAAUAUUUUAAGGUACAAAAUGACAGAUUUAUCCAAAUUUACUGUAAAAAAAAAAAAAAAACCCAAAAAACAAAACGGUCAAAAAUCAUACAAAAUCUGUUCAAAAUGAUUUAAAAAUAAGUUAAAAACUGUCCAGAGCAACAAAAAACUGUAAAAUGAGCCCAAACUGAGAAGAAAAGGAUCAAAAACACCAAAAACUGACAUAAACCAAGACUUUUAUCCAAAAGUGACCGAAAACUCCAAAAUAAUCAACAUUUGUGACUCAGAAUGAGUCUAAAAUAAGAACAAUUCACCCAAAAAUUACACAAAUUUCCACCGAAGGACAUAAAAUUCUCCAAAAUGAGAGAAAAUCUGUGAAAGGAUUCAAACUACAGACAGGAAGUUUAGAUUCUUUAUUGUGUGACUGACAGGAAAUCUAAAAUCAUUGUGAUGUUGAUGUUUAUUAUUUCAGAUGUUUUAACUAAUCGAUGGUAGAACUGGUUCUAAUUUAUGAGCUGAAUGUGAUUUAGAUCAGAUUUAUUGAUUAGAGAUCAGCUGAUCAGAUGAUGGUCAAAGUGUAAAUGUUUAAACCUGUAAGAAAAAAAAUUCAGUUUUAAUCCGUGAAAGUCUGAAUGUAAAUCAGAUGAAUGUUUCCAUAGCGACGGGCAUGGCCUCGUCUGAUUGGUCAGUGACGGUCAGGUGAUGAAGCAGCUACAGGUUUUAAUUUUUUAAUUUAAAUCCAGUCAAAUUAAACCUCCACAGUUUAAAAGACAUAAAAUGGACAAAGUACAGCAGGAUUAGGGUUAACCCAACGCUGCCAACAUGGCACUGGAAAAAUUUAGUAAAUCAGUGAAACAUUCAAACCAGCAGAUAAACAGGAAGCUGCUGUUUUACAGAGUUUUUUUUCUGGUGGAUCUUCUGGCUCCAGAUCGAUGAAAAGACGUUGAACAAAAGGCUCAACUCUUGUUCCGUGAUGUUGCAUCGAAGCAAAAAUACCUCCAAAAUUUACAUUUUUUAUCUCCUGAAUUACAGAUUUCAUUACAACGUUCGUUAAAACUUCACGAAAGUAACUUCUUGCCUUCAUGACUUCCGUCCAGGUUUGGACAUCAGAAUAAAAACCGUCGUCUCUGUGGAACAGAUUUAAAACGUCCUGCUUGUAAAAAGUUUAAAUUCAAAGCUGCAGCUCGUUUCUCUUCAGUAACAAACAGCUGAUUCUGCUUUUACUGACCAGCGAGACCAAACACUGUAAAAACUCUAAUUCAUCAUAAAGCCUGUGUUCAUUCACCUGAAGCUCCUUCAGCUGCUCUGAUUUAAAUAAAAUGAAAUAAAUCUGAGUUUAGAAUAAAUUAAAGAUGAUUCAAGGACGUGAUCCUUCAGGUGUUUCCGUUCGUGCAGGUCAUGAACUCUUCUGUUAUUUAAACUCUGAUUAGAAUUAAAUCUAAAAACACAAACUAGUAAAACUCGACUGUUAUGAAGCCUUUAGUUUCUUUAGGAUCACUGAGGAUUUGAUUGAUUCUGUUUCCUCUGAAAUCAUCUGAACUGUAGCAGAACUCAGACCAAACUGCAGAUUAAUUUUGAGAUUAAACUCCAUAUUAAAUUUCAGAUUAAAUUUCAGAUUGACCUCUAGUUUGUCGCUUCUUGUUGCUGAUAAAUUUCGUAGUUGAACCACACUCCUUAGAGGCCAAUCAGGAAGAAUCUCUGUCUGAAUAGUUUAUUUGUGCCUUUUCCCAUUAAAAUCUGCUCGUUCUGCAAUAAAACAUUUACAAAAACUACAAUUCCUGCAUCCUGAUUUUUUUAUUCAUGUUAUUCACUGAUCCUCAACCUCAGAAGAUACAAACUAAACGAAGAUACUUUGGACGACAUACUAAACUAUGACAGUUUCAUGACAUUUUGGACAGCAGGAUUAGUAAGGUUAGGGUUGUGAAAAAUUAUCUCGACAACUCCACCCACCCAAACUGGGCAGUUUGGAAUAGCGAGUCGAAGGUAGUGCACUGGCCACCGCUCGCGGUCGAUACCCUCUGGCUCUUCCUUGAGGUAUGUCUGUCAUACUGUUGGGUCCCUCAGGGGGCUUGAGUUUUCUGACUACCUUUCCCUUUUUGGUAAGUAUAGUUUAGUUGUGGUUCCCGGAACCAGUCUUUGUUUUAGUACUUGGGUAAGUUUAUGCUGCUAAUAGGUGUUUUUUUUUUUUUUGUCUACAGGUAAUUGCUUUUCAGGUAAUUCUUUUACUUUUAUCUGUAAGUAGUUUCUGAUUAUUUCCAGGUAGGUAUUCUUCAGGUAAGUAUUGUGAGGUGUUUUGUAUUUGCAGGUAAAGUGUUGGUGUACUGAAGUAAAUUCAUUGGUUUUUUUAGAGGUAAGUGUUAUUGUUGUUUACAGGUAAGUAUUACGGUAGAUUUUAGAUUAAGGUUAUGGUUAGAUUGGAGUUGGGGAUAGGCCUAUGGUGUAAAGGUUAGGGUUUGGGUGGGGGUGGUAGGGUGGGGGUUAGGGUUAGUUUAUGAUAUACUAUCUUAAUGACUCCCCCCACCUGGGCAAGGUAGUUUGAGUAGGGAGUCAAAGGCAAUGCAUGGGCCGUUGACCGUCUGUUGCACUCUCCGGUCCAAUGAUCCUUAAGUAGGUCCACUGGACUUUAAUUCAAUUAAUACUUACAGUUAAGUAUUGUCUCCUGAUGACUCCCCCCACCUAGUAAGGUGCCUUAUACAGAUAGUCGCAUGUAGUGUAAUUAACGUAUGUUGAGUCCAUGUAUUUGUGUUACAAAUACACAGAUAUGGGUCAAGUCUGAAUACAGUACUUGAACUCCCAUUGUCCUUCCAUUAAGCUGACAAUUAUACCUUCUUUCGAGUAUUGCUACAACUGGCUUUAACCAGAUGUUCUUUUCAAGGUUGCGUGAUCUAGGGUUAGAGUUAGGGUUUGGUUUAGGUUUAGGGGAUGCUCUUGAUGUAUAGUCAAGACAUCCUCCAAUGUAAGUAGAAAAUUACACAAUUAUAUAGUUCGCAAUUACCUUUUGUAGCAAUAUUUACAAUUUUGUGACAGUACUUUAUUUCAUCUUUAUUUCUCUCCCUGCAGGUUCCCCCCAUCUACAAGUCCCGGUCCCCCAGUGAGGAGGCAUCCCUUCAACAGGUAAGUAUGUUUCCAUUAUCAGGUAAGUUUGUGAAGUUCCUCUUCAGGUAAGUAUGUACUUAAUAUCAGAUUAAAACACAUUUCAAAGGACUCAGCCAUGUAACCACCUUUAAGUUCAAUGACAAAUUCAUAAAUAAAUAAAUAAAUAAAUAAAUAGGCAAAUAAAUAAAACACACAUGCAUUGUGUUGAAAAAUAAGUGCUGAAAUAUCUAUAUAAAAAAUCAAUUUUCAUGCAGUUUUAAAACCCAUGCCAGAAAGAAAGUAAACUCAUAGUUGUAAGAAUAAAAUUUUAAAAGCACUGCAAACUCAGAUUAAAACAUAUGUACAAUAAGAGUUGAAAAGGUAAAAAAUUUAAAUAAUUAAACUAAUAUACAAAAAUGUGUCCUUAAAGUGGUAACAUCCUGAAUAAACCUCCUUUUAUGUCCUUCUGUUUCUUUACAGUUUUCCAUACUUUGUCCCUGCAGUUCCUUGGUCAGACCAGGAGAUGGAGCCAGAGGCCUGUGUUCAAUCCAGCCUCUCAUUCAGACCAAAGGGAUGGUGAGUAUUGAGUCUGGUGAUCCAACUCCUCUCUGUUCUUUGUCUUUGUUGCUUUGUCCAUUGCAGGUUCUGUUCAAGACUGAAGAUUCAAAUGGAGUCCACGGCAUGCUCCUGGAAGUGUUGAGAGGACUUUGGGUAUUGAGGCUGCAAGAUCCACCAUCAUCAAUGAGGUUCAGUACACCAUGGUCAACCACGGAAUGAGCAUCGACCGGCGUCACGUCAUGCUUCUUGCUGAUCUUAUGUCCUAUAAGGACCAGACCUGCUGGGAUCUGUACAGAUGUCUUGAUGAGGGUGGGAGUGGUUUCAGUAAAGGAGAGCUGGAUCAGUCUACAAACACAUUGUUGUAACCAGUGUGGGAAAUCUUUCAGGCAGUCAAGUUAUUUGAAACGUCAUAUGCUCAUCCACACGGAAGAAAUUAGUUUUUUACUGUGAUAUUUCCUCAUGUUUGACAAAGUGGUUAUUAUCUUAACUGUGAAAUAAAAGCCCUCCUUAAACGUUAUUUAAUCUAGUCUCUUUUUCAAAAGAGGCCUGAGAACAACAGACAUUCCAAUAAACUACCCUUAGUUAGUAAAGUGAAACUAAAUCAAUCGUAUUUUUAACUAUUGUAACCAAACCUCCACUGCCAUAUUAGAACAGGAUAUGCUUUUAUUUCUAAAACAUUGCCAAUGAUUUUGACAAAUCAUUCUGUGGUUUUAUUUGAGAAAGUUGUUGCCCCAGCAUUGUCCUACAGGGGGCAGUUGUUUUAAAACUACAUUUGUCUUCCAUGUGUCACCAUUUGCUUGCAUAUUUCAUAAACAUCACAAUCACUAAUUUCCAACUCUAUACUGAUGAUAUUUUCCUGGUUUUCUUAGCUGGCUGGAGAUGAAUUUUUGCAUCCCUAUCCUGAUUUUCAUUAUCGAGGCUCGCUUUUUCCCCUAACAUUCUCCCACAACGGGAGUGUUUGACCUUUAAAGUCACGGUUUCUUCUACUGACCGGCACCUUUAUGAUUAAUCCUUGCAGCUCUACUGCAUGAUCUACUGUUUGCUUUACCCCGUUAGUCAUUCUCUACUAACACUGCAGUUUCUGCUGCUGCUGGUUUUCAACAAAUUCCAGGAGAAGAACAUACAUUACUCCCAUUCACGUCUCCCUGUGAUUUACUAUUGAUUUAGCUGAUUUAGCUUUAAAGCACAGCAUGCUCCCCUUCUGUCUUCCGUUAGGCUCUGCUAAGCCUCCUGCUGCUGAAGCUUCUUACCUGAGCAUUGGUUUGGAAAAAUAAGUAAAUAAAGUCCAAGGACUCACCUAUGUGGGCCCCUCAAAAUUUUUCAUUAUCACUCCCUGUUUUACCUCUGCUAUUUUUUUCGUCAUGUUUUUUAAUGAUUUAUUCAGUGUUAUUGUAUAACUUUGUUUUUCAAAGCGGUGUCAAUGUUUUAAAGCUUUAUACCCAUGGGAGAUGACUUUUAAUGUGUUUUUCAUCCCACCAAACAGAGGUGGGAUAUUUGUAUGCAUUGCACUUAUCAGCCAGGAAUAGAGCUAAAGAUGAAAUAACCCAGGUUUGACUCCUCUCUCAGUAAAAAGUAUUUUUCUGUACAAACUGUCUCUUAAUGUUAAAUGAAUGCAUUUAACUUGCAUAUGAACUGUUCCAUCAGUCGCUUUGGUUUGACAUCAAACAAACAGUUUAUUGCCAUUUCAAAAUGAAUGCAUCCCUUUCCAUUUGACAAACAAAGGAAGUUUUUCUCUCAGCAAAAUAUAGGCUUUGUUAUAAUAAUAAUAAUAAUAAUAAUAAUAAUAAUAAUAAUAAUAAUAAUAAUAAUAAUAAUAAUAAUAACAAUAAUAAUGAUCAACCCAAGAGCUGAAUAACAGGUGGAGAAGGAUUUAACAAUGCAGAAAAAUCUACAAAAAGAAACAAAAACAAAAAAACCAAGGAGGACAAGCACAAAUUCUUUGGACUUGCUUGGUAACCAACUACAGAGCAGGUGGUGGGAUAGUAGGCUGAAGCCUGGAGGCUGAAAUCACCAAAAUGUGGGCAGAAAAAAACACAUGCGCUGAAAGCUAUCCAGACCUUGCGACGUGGACAUACUUAACGUAAUUCAAAAAACUAACAAAAACAAGGAGUGAGCUAGAAUAACAGAAAUGUUAGCAUGCUAUUCUAAUGUAGCAAGCUACAGGACCGAUUCAGGGCAUUAACUUACUGUUUACAUGCUGCCAACAACAUGGACUGCACUCACAUUUUGCUGAAUGAUUUUGUGGAGGUUGAUCAGAACAAUUUGAUGCCUCAUCUCAUUUCCCAGUUUGUACGUCUGCAAUCUGAGGAGUCAAGGCAACAGGCAUUUCAUUUAAAUGAGACAUCUUUGCCCUGGAGCUGUUGUUUUAAUGUGGCAUCAGUUAAACACAACGCAGCUGCAUCAUCUGUCUAUUGUUUUGCUAUAAUAUACCCCUGUUAUACAUUCUACUAUUUUAAGAUCCCUGUCAGGAGCAGAAAAGUGUUCAUGAUAACUUACAAUACAUAAUUACUCAUAAUUCAAUUCACAAUGUGGCAACAUGUAACAAGAACGUACAGAUGAUAUCCUUUCAUUAUUUAGCAAACACUGGCGGUGAAGGAUAAAAGGCAUAACAUACAAAAGAGUACUAUACAAACAAAGAGUGACAAGUAUUCUGGUGAGAUGAGCCUAGAGCCAGAAGUAGUGUGCAUGAUAACUGUCUUCCAUUCAGUUAAGUGUUGGGUUGAAUAUGAAAAGGCUGUUGUAGGAGUAUGUUUUGUUCAGCUUAUUAAAACUCCUCUUGGUCAAACACA